This is a messenger RNA of Hevea brasiliensis (rubber tree), 1962 nucleotides long. RefSeq names its product serine carboxypeptidase 24-like. Gene Ontology annotation, biological process: brassinosteroid mediated signaling pathway; proteolysis. Gene Ontology annotation, molecular function: serine-type carboxypeptidase activity. Lineage: Eukaryota; Viridiplantae; Streptophyta; Magnoliopsida; Malpighiales; Euphorbiaceae. The record is from RefSeq and is a predicted model, not a curated record. The transcript is spliced from 9 exons. The coding region runs from base 235 to 1635 and encodes 466 amino acids.
CCUUCAAGACAACCACUUCUCUCUCAUUCUCUCUCUCUCUCUCUCUCUCUCUCUCAAGAAUCUUAGGAGAGAGAGAGAAAGAUAAGGGAGCUGCAGGUUCACAUAGUCACCCAGUACCUGCGCUACUAUUACUUUAGUAAUAUUGCAACAUUAAACUCAUCACGAACUCUCACCCUAUAAACCUAUACCUGAGCCAUCAAUACCAUCACUAUACUCUGCUUGUGGAAAGGUGCAAUGGCAGUUCAAAGAAAAACCCGUCUCUUUUUCUUGUCCUCACUGUUCCUUUCUUUAUCUUCAAUCUGCUCCCCCAUUUGUGCUUUCACCAAAGAACAAGAGCUAGAUCGAAUCUCAGCUCUUCCUGGCCAACCAAAAGUCACAUUUUCACAGUUUUCUGGUUAUAUCACCGUCAAUGAGGAACAUGGGCGUGCAUUAUUCUACUGGUUCAUAGAAGCUACUUCAAUUCCUUACAAGAAACCUCUUGUUCUUUGGCUCAAUGGAGGACCAGGUUGUUCCUCAGUGGCAUAUGGAGCUUCAGAGGAAAUUGGACCAUUUCGGAUUGACAGAACUGGUUCAUCUCUUUAUUUGAAUAAGUAUUCAUGGAACACAGAAGCAAAUGUUCUCUUCUUGGAGUCACCUGCUGGUGUGGGAUUCUCAUACACAAAUACAAGCUCUGAUCUGAUUGAUUCUGGUGAUAAAAGAACAGCUGAGGAUGCUCUAGUUUUUCUCAUCAGAUGGUUUUCAAGAUUUCCUCACUACAAAUAUAGAGAUUUCUUCAUUGCUGGAGAAAGUUAUGCAGGUCAUUAUGUUCCUCAACUGGCAAAGAAAAUCCAUGAUUAUUAUAAAGAGGAUUCACAUCCCAUUAUCAAUCUCAAAGGAUUCAUUGUGGGAAAUGCUGUGACAGAUAACUACCACGAUGGUAUUGGAACUGUUACAUUCUGGUGGAGCCAUUCAAUGAUAUCAGACACAACAUAUCGAUCAAUUCUUAACAACUGCAACUUCAAAGAUGACAAUAAAACAUCAAAAGAAUGUGAUGAUUCUGUGAAUUAUGCCAUAAACCAUGAAUUUGGCUAUAUUGAUCAGUACAGCAUUUAUACACCAGCUUGUAUACAGCUGCAAAAUGUUACUAAUGUAAGGUUUUUAAGACUGAAAAAUACCCUUUUGCGACGAAGGGUUUCUGGUUAUGAUCCUUGCACUGAGCAUUAUGCAGAGAAAUACUAUAACAGACCUGAUGUGCAGAAGGCAAUGCACGCAAAUGUUACAGGAAUUCCUUACAAAUGGACUGCUUGCAGUGAUGUGCUGAUCAAGAACUGGAAGGAUUCUGAAUCAUCUAUGCUACCUAUAUACAAGGAGCUAAUGGCAGCUGGUCUAAGAAUCUGGGUUUUCAGUGGUGACACAGACUCGGUGGUUCCUGUGACUGCCACUAGGUUUUCCCUGAACCACCUCAAUCUCACCGUCACAACUCGGUGGUAUCCUUGGUACUUAGACAACCAGGUUGGAGGAUGGUCAGAAGUUUACAAUGGGCUAACCUUCGCAACAGUGAGAGGAGCCGGCCAUGAAGUACCAUUAUUUCAACCAAAGAGAGCUUUCAUUCUUUUCAGAUCAUUCUUGGCAGGGAAAGAAUUGCCAAAAUCAUAACAUUGGCAUAUUAUUCACUAUUCAGAAACAAACAUGAAACAACAAAAAGAUUUGAGAGUAAAUUGAUUUUUGCUUUAACAAGGUUUCUGGAGCAAUCCAUAAACCCAUGCCCCACCAUAAAAAUGAUGGGUUAAGCAAUUCAUUCAAAGUAUAAUUCAUAUUUCUAAGACAAUUUGUUUUUUUUUUUUUUCUUAUUCUAAUUCAUUAAAGACAAGAAAACCAGAUAAUUGAUGUUUCAUACCAUCUGUAUUCUGUAGAAUCUCUAAUGCAAGAACAAUAGAGGUCUGAGGUAUUCCAGAGAAACAAAAUGGAAAACAUCUUUCUAUC